CAUAAAUAUUCAAGAAUGGUUAAUGGACAUUAUAUAAUGUAUGGGGACAGACCGUCCUCGGAGUCCGAAAUAGUGGAAGACCACGUGCAGACACGCACCGCGGAGCGCAAAACCCGGCGCAAGGCGAACAGGACUGCUAACGAGCUGCAGCCAAGUCUGGCGCAGCUUGACAACGAAACCGACUCUGUUAAAUAUGAGAAGAAAGAGAAAAAAAGUAAAGAGCCGAGGAUCCUUCGCUACGUGCCCAAUACGGAGGUAGAAGAGCAUCAAGUCAGCGACAAUUACGAGACAUACGACUUGAAGACGACGGACGCGAAGCCGAGACGGUACGCAUUCAAGAAGAAACCGAAGAACCCGGCAGAUGGAUCUGUUAACUAUGCUUAUUCAAGAUCCAGCAGCAGCUGCUCCUCGCCUAACGGCAAUCUACCUACUAUCGCGGAGCAUGGCGAGGCGCUUUCGGCGCGACAUACGGCGCCGCCGAGCCCCACUGUCAGCGAGAUAAUCACUGGCUACGAAAACAAAUUGGACAAGUACUUCAACAAGCCGAGAGAAGUGAAGAAGUACCGUUCUAAGGGCUCGCACCCCGACAGCCUUUACCGGGUGCCGCUGGGCGCAGGCGCAGGCGGCGGCAAAAUGGCGCGCCUGCUGCGGGUUAUGCGCUGGCCCGUCGCGCUCAUCGUCGUAUGCGUCGCUCUGGCCAUCUUCGUGUAUUUCCUCAUGCCUGAUAACUUCCAGACGGGACCAGAGAUGAUAAACGCGACGUACUGGGAGUCGAACGUGGCGGUGGCCGACACGCACCGCGCCCACGACCACGUCUAUAAGCCACCGGAGCCUAAGAAACUAAAUACUAAAGUGCCAACUGACACGAGACCGCCGGAAAUAGAUUUUUACGAUGCAGACCACAAUAAAAAUGAAGAAUUGCAGGCUGUGAUCAGUACAAUUACUGAUAAGCAAACGAAACUGCCCAUUCCUCCAGUGUUCCCUACCCACCUGACACCAGAGGUACAAUAUGGAAACGAAAAUGCCGACACGGAGAAUUUAAGAUCACCGAAAGUAUUACAUAAAAUAAAUCAGCUUCCCGCUGACUCCACGUUGAAACCUCACAUCACCCAGAAACCAGAGAAACCUUUGGCUAUUUACUUCAAAGACGGCGAAGGUGUUACCACCACCACCACCACAACCACCACUAGCACCGAGGACGCUAGCGAAGCGAUGGUCAACAAUCUGUACACUAUUCACAGUGACAAAAUAACUCCUCAAAAAGUAGAUGAUCUCGCGUACAAACCUUUACUUGGCCUGUUACCUUGGCCUGUUAAGACUGCUAAUUUAGGACCUGUUUUGCCUCCUGAAAUGCAAGAAUUCUACAUCCAAGGUCCAGCGAAAACCAACUUCACCUCGGGCCAUUCAAAGCUCUUUGGAAUCGGAAUUGAAGAUGCUGAAAAAAUGCAAUCUACCACGCAGAGCUCUGUCUAUAACACAAGGGUGUCACCGACGCUGCCUACGUGGCGUGAUAGAGAUGACACGACCACUAAAAACUACCCAGUAAAUGUCAACCCUGAUGUAUCACAGUGUCGGUCGACGAGCCAGCCGCUGUGCCGGGGCGUGCUUCCCUACGACUUGGCAGGCAAGCCGGCCUCCUUCGGCGGUGUCUCCGUCACCACAUUGCUACCUCAGAUCCUGUUCGUGGCCGCCACCAACUGCAGCGUCCGCUUCAAGACCUUCAUCUGCGCCUUGUUGGAGCCCGAGUGCAGCCCAGCGCCUUAUGGCCCCAAAAUGCCUUGCUAUAAUUUAUGCAAAGCUGUCUUGGACGGAUGUGAAAGCGACAUUCCUCACGAGCUUCGCACUGUUUUAAACUGCAAGCAGUACUCGAGCGCCAACUGCGUGGCGGCGCGUACACCGUGCGAGCGGCAGGAGCUGCCGUGCGGCGACGGUACUUGCAUACCGAGGGACUGGAUUUGUGAUGGGGCUCACGAUUGCCCUGCCGGCGAGGAUGAGAAUAUUUGCGGCACAUGCCAGCCGCAGGAGUUCCGCUGCGAGUCAGGGACAUGCAUCCACUCACGCUGGAAGUGCGACGGCUAUGCUGACUGCCCCGAUGGUGACGACGAGAGCGAGGCGAGUUGCGGCGGGGUGCGCGAGGACCUGGGCGAGGAGCCCGCCGGGUCGGCGCCCGCGCCCGCCGUGCACCGGCCCAACAGAGUGCCAGCGCCGAAAAAGGCCCAUCGAUCAGGAGACGAUAGCAGCAAGGAACUGCUCAUGACUAGUGACAGCACCAACGCCCUGAAAAGAAACUUCACCCGACGACCAUCGUUAUCUCGGCUGACACCAUACUCUCCCGCCAUGCUUCAGGCCACCAAAUCUCAGAAAACUGAAUCUAAUGACGAGUCCUCGAAAAACGCCAACAAAAACAAACAUGAAACUGAAGAAGAAAGUGAAGAUGUACCAGCAGAUGAUCUUCCUUUACUCGAAGACACCAAAAUAGCUACAGAUUUGCAAGAAAAACACAAAAGAGCUGAAGACAGACCGAGGAAUCAAACCAAUGUUAAUAUUAAGAACCAACCUAAGAUCACUUAUAAGAACUUGACUAGAGUAAAUCCAUUACAAGGAAGAGCGCCGAUGCCACGUCACAAACCAGCAAAGGUAGAAAAUCCCGCAUUAUUGGCUUAUCCUGCGGAACCGACCAAACUAGACCAGUCCAUCAACAAGCUAGAGCGAGUUAUCAAUGGAGCAGACUUGAUGAAGAUGCUUUCACAGAAAGCCCAACGGCCCAGCCCAGCGACCGAGUCCGGGGAGUCGCUGGAGAACACGACGGCGGGCCGGCCCGAGACCGACAAGUUCGGCGGCAAGGCCUCCGCGCACGCGUCGCCGUGCCCCGACAGCGAGCUGCGCUGCGUCGACGGCCGCUGCAUCACGCUCGCGCAGCUCUGCGACGGCACCAUCGACUGCAGCGACCACGCCGACGAGGACAACUGCUACACGUGAAAAACUAACUUUUGAAGGGUGUAUGGUUCUGACCUCUGAGAAAUUGGUAUUUAUAUUUAAUGAUUUGCCUUGAAGUGAUUAUGGAGACUCAGAUUCUGAUUUAAACCCAUGUUACGUAGACAAACUUGAUGCUAGCAAUUUACUUUGCCGUAUUUGCCUAAAUACGCAUCUGCAUCUCUUUUGUUUUGUUACUCUAACCACGAAUAUUUUGGCAAAUAAAGAAAAGUUGCGAACAUCAGAUUAAAGUUAAACCAAUCAAAUCAGAAACAGUUUUUGGAUGGCCAUUAGCGAAAUGAGCUUUUAUGCAAUUUGUAAGUAGAUAAAUAUGCUUCAGUUAUAAUUAGUACUGAUAUAAAUACCUAUGUUACGUGUAGGCAUCGGAGUUUUUAUCACAUGUUAAGACGUUAGCGAGCAAUGGAGUCGACAUUAACAAUAAAAUUCAACUCAUAUUCAUACUCAUUUUAUUUACUCAGUGAUCAAGAUCUUGCGAAUAGAGAAACACUAUCCACCCAAUUCUUACUUUAUUAUCAAAACUAUACCUUAUAAAACUUUUCAGAUAACGUACAGUAAAACUAGACACAAAAUGUUGAAUUUUGCUUCGGUAUCUGUACAAUCUGUACAUGCACUAUCAACAAAUAUAAACGCGAGAUCUGAUUAGAUUUAAGAUUUGUAUGAAAGUUUACAUGGUCAUUCCGUUCAUACCCGUCCAUUAGAAUAUGUAAAGGUUGAAUUUCGGUACAUACUGGCGGUGCCGAUAUGUAGUAAUUAUAUGCUGUGAUAAAAUGCAUGGAAGAGGAAAACGUUAUAAAUCUAAAUGUUUAUCAUAAGUUCAAAAUCGUCUAUGUAGGUUAAGGUUUAUUUCCAAAUAGAAUUAAGUUGUCGUGAAUCUCAAAUUUAUCUUUUUGUGCCUUAUUUUCCUCUUGAAGUUACCUUUUUUGCAUUGUUGUGGCACUGAUUAUUCGUUUUUUUAUUGACUCACUGUCAGUUGUUUCGCAAUGAGCAUUUGUAAAUAGAUUAAUUUAUGUAAAUUAAGCUACUAACUCUAACACUCUAUUUAUAAUUUACACUUACAUUUUAGGACUUAUUUCCAUGAACAUAUUUGCCGAACAAAUUUAUCUGCCUACUCAUACGAAAGGAAAUUCAACCAAUCAAAGCAAGAUAUAUACGUGCAAAUAGCUAAUGCAAUGCAAAUAUGUCCAUGCAAAUAUACCAUAGUGUAACAUCUAGAUUCGUAAAUAUUUUGGUAAGAAAAUCCAAAGUAAUGUCAUAAUAUAUCUUCAAAUUGUAUCAAACAUACUCGAGUUUACUUUAAAUUUAUUGAAACUCGGGUAGGUAAGUGUUUAUGCUCUGUUAUAUAAUAUAACUUAGAUUAUACGCAAUUUACCAACAAUGUUUAGUUAAGUUAGCUCUGUUUACUUGUACUUAGAAUAUAAGUUUUUGUACCACAAUAAAUCAUUAUGCCAUGUUGUAA
Molecule: messenger RNA, 4450 nt
Organism: Cydia pomonella (codling moth)
Lineage: Eukaryota; Metazoa; Arthropoda; Insecta; Lepidoptera; Tortricidae
Exons: 9
Coding region: 16-2979 (987 amino acids)
Cellular component (GO): plasma membrane
Molecular function (GO): protein binding
Source: RefSeq, a predicted model, not a curated record